GCUCCGAAAAUCCGGCGCGAGUACGGCCGCGUGAUUUGUGUCGCGCACACGCGCAACCGCUCGAUCAUCGGCGAUCGAUCGAGUCAGGCGCUGGCUCGUCGGAUCGUCGUUGUCGUCGUAUGAUCAGUUCGCGUCGUGCCGCGCGAUCGUACGUUUCGUUUCGUCGCGUUGCGUCGCGCUCGUUGUCGGGCGAGUGCACGUGCGACGCGCUUGGCGGAGAGUACGAGUGUGCGCGAGAUACGAAUUCCUUGCUCAUAACGGAUCCGCGAUUCUUCGAGGAGGUCGCGGCGAGAAGACGGUGCGCGAGGCUUCGGCGAGAAAUCAAGCGGAACGAGAGUACCGUGUACCGCGCGUCGCGAUCCCGUCGUCCUUUUCGCAAAGCGACGAGUUUCGCGCGACGUGACGCGACUGACGAGUUAAUAAGGAACGGCAUGGCAAUAACCGCGGCUGUCGCGCAGCUGUUUUGUGCAAAACGUACGGUGUGCCGUCGCCGAGCUCGUCCUCACAUUUGCAAUAUUGAUACUACGUGAGUUUAAAGCGAAAGGAUACCUUGAAUCUUUCAUUAAACAAAAAAAUUAUCUUGAAGAUUCAAAUUAUAAUGAAAGAUAAACUAAAAAUGCGAAAAACAGUGUAAAAGUAUUGCAAUCGGAAAUCUUUUAUCAAGAUUUCAAAUUGGAAAAGAGAAGCAUGAAUAAGAAUAAGAACAUUGAACAUUGUGUGAAGUGAUGUUGCCAUGGGACUAGAGUGAAUCGCAACUGUUCGAGCCUUUAAAAAAGGGACGAAAUGAGCCCUUCACCCACUGCCAAUCGGAGUUUCCUACACGGAAGCGGCAAGGCUACCCUAAUCUCUGACAAGGUCGUUUAUGCCACUCUCGAUAGCUUAGCCUUAAAACAGACGAGAUUGCCUCUACAGUUGCUUCCCGUGGAGAGCGACAAUAUCGUAGAUAAGCCGGACAAAAAAGAAAAGAAGCUUGUCAAUGGAAAAACUUCAAUUAAACGACCGUCUUACAAGGUGAAAUCCGGAGCGAGUCAUCAGUGGAAAAGUUACUCCAAGUGCCUGGUCUUCUCUUCCACGAAGACGGAGAACCAGUCGACGACUCGUGCCACGAGAAUACUAGAUUCUGGAACCGAAUGCAAUAUUGAGAAUACUCUCAGAAAGGAAAUUCAGGCACCAAUAAAUGCGACAGGCGUCGUAGAAAAUACUGUAGAAAGUCCAUUUUCUACAAGGCCAUCCACGAAAGAAGAAUCUCACAUUAAGGACUUUCGAAGCAACAAUGGCGAUGAUUCAACACAUAUACAAACGGAGACGAAUUCUCUCGGCGAUGAUGCCAGUCUUACUGCUAAUCAAUGUGAGAAAGAAAAAUGCUCAGUCGAAAGAAGAGACUCUAACGCAUCUAGCGACUACGAAAGGAUUAGUAUAACAGAAUACAAGGCGUCCACACACGACCUGGAAGUCCCGGACAAGAUAGUUUCCGAAUCCAUCGCACAAAUUUACAAGAUCGAGAAAGAUUCUCCGAUUCCUUCGAGGACAGUCGCGAAAUCGCAGUCCGUAAAUGAUCUAGCAACAAGAGAGGCUACGUACGACAACUCUUUCGUGGAAUACUCGAAGCAGGACGCGGAAUCGAUCACGAGCGACGAGAACGACGUAUGGCACAAGAAUAAGAAGAGGCGCUUCACCAGAAACGUGCUGCACUACGUACCGAGGCAUCUAGUGAAGCAGCCGAAGAAGAAGAAGAAGAAGAAACUGAAAAAGAAACACACCCUCAGCAGCUCACUAAGUUCCCUGAGAUCGUUGCAAACAGCAUCCUCCCCGAGCAUCUCGGACUCAUACGCCAAGACCAGAAGCCUAUCGAGAGACGAGUUAAGGAGUGUAAUCAUCUCAUCGCCCACGAACUUCGUCCACGUGGCGUCCGCUACGAGCCUGGUUCGGAACCCCCUCGGAUUGGAUCUGGAGCAAAUCGUGAUUACUCAUCAGCAGAUAUGCGCUACGUUACCUCUACUUGUUAGAAAGGACGAGCGACGCAAGAAUAAAAACAUCGAGCAGCCCAAGGACACCGCAAGAAUGUCUCCCGUGGACGACGUAAUUUCCAGGCAAUCCGGGCAAAAUCAAUCUGCCGUUGAAAACGUCACGGAUAAGAGCGACCGAACGAACUACGCGGAGAUACAGAGCGACUUCUCGAGGGACUCACAGGCGAAAGUUUUGGAGUCCGACCAGAUGAUGGUGAAAAUCACGACUGGGAAUCAGGCCGAUUCGCCGGAAGAAGAGACCUACGAGCCGGUCUACGAAUCUUCCCCUGCGGCGCCGCCACGGGCCAACUGCAGCUUUCUGUGGAGCAAUCACGGAGCGAGGACAACUUUUCCAAAUGACAAGCUCGUCGAGAACGCUACGUGCCAUGCCCCAAGGGAAAAGGAGGACACCGACAGCGAGGGAUACGACGAUGUCGGACCGUCGAACUUCGUCGCUCAAGUGGAAUCCGACUAUGAUGACGUGGGUCCGCCGACCGCUUAUCCCGAGGUGUCCGUUGACGUCACCGAUUGCGAGGAGAUAUACGACGAUGUGAUGCCGCCCAGCUUCAAGCAAGACAGUUCGAAAGCCGUCGACGAGAGUGAUUACCUGAUUCCGGAAGCUAGCGACGAGGCAUCGUGCAAUAAGGAGCCGUCCGUGGAAUUGCAAACGACGUCCAAGAUUCGCGCGGUGGAUACGACGCCGCCGCGUUUCACUUCAGCGGCAACGAACGACGAUCAGUAUUUCUCGGCGACGAACAAUGAAUAUUCCAGCGUGGACUGCGAAAGUCAUCUGAGCGAGGAGGAGCGGGACGAGUUGGGUGUGUAUGACGACGUCGGGCUGCCGCCCGGCGAGGAGCGUGUCAAUAGCCUUUACGCCGGCUCCGCACCCGGCUCGGUCUUAGGACUGACCUCGAUGAACGGCAAGGAAUCCGAGUGGGAGGACCUGGAAGAGGCCUCGCGCUGCCCUUGUCAGACCAAUGAUCCGUGUGAAAAAGAGACCGAAGGGCAAAUCGCGUCGGGCAAGAAGAAGCUCGCUCAACGGUGGUCGCGGAACGUCAGGAAACAACGAUCCAGGAGAUCUCGCAAGAGCAUCAAGACGACACGGAUGACCCACGAUACCGCGAUCGACGACAACACUUCCGACGACAGUACAUACGAGAGUCUGCAUUCUUGUCAACCGGAUGACCUCAGCAGCGAUUCGGACACGGAAACGGACAUUACGCGGCAGCCGCGUAGUGAUCGCGUGAUCGAUGCUUAUUCGGAAUGCCCUACAAGGCCGACUCCGCCGCCGCCGAGGGAGGUCAGUCUAACUCAGACUCUGGGCAGACAGAUAAAGAUGCUGCGCAGGACCUGGAGCAUCACCAAGGGCAGUCUGGGCAGGAUCAGGCGGCGGACGUCCGUCGACGAGUCUGGCUUCGACGAUAAGGAGCAAUCUGUCAACGAGCCUCACAGCGAUGCCGGAAGGUACUUCAACUUCCGGCUGAAGCACUUCAGCCGAAAGAACGUCGUUGGUCCGCCGACUUUCUACCUCGACGAGAACAGCGGAAACGACGGCAUUCGCGACAACAACAACGGCGUCGCCAAGGAGGCGAUUUACACCAAUAGUCAGUAUAUGGGAAGUGGCAGCGAUGAUUCCUCGAGAACGCGGACCAGCGCCGACAUCGAUCAUUACAGCGUGCUCGCCGAUCAAGAGCCUCUUUACCAGUUUUAUGCAGCCGCGGUGGCUCGUGUUGCUUUCGAAUCGGAUUCCGAAGGCUACGAGGAGGUAGAAGAUAUGCUGUGCAAGACAGAACCAGCCGCAGCGGAUCUUACUAGAGCAGGGCAAAGAAUGCUCUGGUGUCAUACUCCACAAGUGAUACACAGUGGUCUCUUACAGACGUUAACACCGGAAGAGAAGAAGAUUCAGGAAGCGAAGUUUGAGAUCUUGACUUCCGAAGCGUCGUACUUAAAUUCUCUUCGGGUCUUAGAGAACGAGUUCCUCAAUAAUCAUACACUAAUAAAUGAGAUUCUAACGUCGAUUGAAAGAAAGAAAUUGUUCGGCGGGGUGCCGAGCGUAUUAUCGGCGUCGCAAACGUUCCUAGCUGAAUUGGAAGCUGUGUGGAGGGAAGAUCCGAUGUUGCCGGGCUUAUCGGAAGUCUUACUGAAGCAUGCCGAAAAGUGUCAGGCCACGUACGUGGCAUACUGCUCGAAUCAAGUCAGCAUUGAUACAACUCUGAAAGAACUCAAAGCUCGGAAAGGUGUAAAGGAGGCCAUCAAACGCAUAGAGACGCGGCCAGCGUGCCAAAAUCUAACUUUGCAUUCCUUCCUAAUGCUACCGAUGCAACGUGUUACAAGACUGCCCUUAUUAGCUGACGCCAUUCUUUCUAAAUUAUCGAUGGGAAAUUCGGACAGAAUGUCUUGGGAAAAGGUCUUAUCGACUUUAAGCAACGUCGUUGCUGAAUGUAACGAAGGUGCACGGGCUGCUGCACAAGAAGCAGAAAUGGAAGCUUUAUCAAGGAAACUGGAGUAUGCCUCGAAAAUUAAACCAAUCAUACUGAGAGGCAAGCAAUUGGUUAGAAGUGGAUCGGUCAUGCAAUUGUCGACGAAGACAGAUACUGAAUAUAAGCUCACAUUUGGAAAGAAAUUUACUAAGACGCCACUUUACCUUCUACUACUCACUGAUUAUCUUCUAGUCACGAAAUUAAAAUCUAAUGCUCAUGACGAAUGCUACACCGUCAUAGACGCGUGCAAACGGAAUCUUCUGGCUCUAGAGUCGGCUUCCGAUGAAUCACCAUUCGCUGGACGGAACGCUAUGAUACUGACUUUUCUGGAGAAUCACUGCGGCCGCCACGUAGAAUACGUCUUGACAUGCAAAAAUAAUACAGAACGAGAACGAUGGCUGGAGGCUGUCUCGCCGCCCAAACGUGGUUUAGUUGGGGAAACAUUAUAUGAAUCUUGGGACUGUCCGCAAGUAAUGGCCAAGCAUCCAUAUUCGCCAAAUCAACCUGAUGAGCUGUCUUUACAGUCAGGAGACGUGAUAAACGUAUUAAGAAAAAUGGCAGAUGGCUGGUAUCACGGUGAAAAAUUAUUGGACGGCGAGCAAGGAUGGUUUCCGGCGAAUCAUACGAAAGAAGUUGCGUCGGAACACGUGCGCGCGCGAAAUCUGAAGCAACGACAUCGUCUUUUAGCACUCAGCAACAGUGUGAUACAACAAAGAAGAGCGAAACAAAAUCAGGGGGUUCAUUGACGAAAUUAAAAUGUGAUCUGAGCUCGAAUCACUCAGAUAUUGUGAUCGUUAAUAAAUUAUUUGUUUAUACGCGAUUUCUACGAUAUUUCAGUAUUGAAUUUAUUCCGAUUAACUAUUAUGUGCCAAUAUAAUACUACUCGUCAAAGCGGAAAACGAUUCUGUAAAAUCUUUUACUGUAGUAUAUUGAAGCUACAGAAAGCUGAUACAAGAAAGAUAAUGAUAUAUAUUUUAUAUUUUACAUGUAUAUUGUAUAUAAGGGAGUGGAGAAAGAAAACAAGAGAGAAUGUUGUAACAAAA
Messenger RNA from Wasmannia auropunctata (little fire ant), 5529 nucleotides. RefSeq lists its product as uncharacterized. Bases 784 to 5232 code for a protein of 1482 amino acids. The transcript is spliced from 15 exons. The record is from RefSeq and is a predicted model, not a curated record. Lineage: Eukaryota; Metazoa; Arthropoda; Insecta; Hymenoptera; Formicidae. Gene Ontology annotation, biological process: activation of GTPase activity. Gene Ontology annotation, molecular function: protein binding; guanyl-nucleotide exchange factor activity.